UUGCGCUGAGCGCCAUGCAGGGACUAGGGAGCCCUACCAAGCAACAGUCCUAUAUCAGCUCGCUUAUCCGCUGUAUGGGCCCCACCGAACCUCCCCGAGUCCGGCACACCGCACUUAGAGCUGUUUUUGAAGCUCGAGAAGCACUAGCUUCGAUGACAAGUGCCUUGAUGCCAGAGGGUGUCGACGCACAACUCCUGGAUAAGCUUUCUUGCGCUCUUUUGACUGCUAUAAAGAACGACGAGUGGUAUCAACGUCUGAUCCGUGACGGUCAUCUCCGCCGGUGUAUUUCUCUAGUGGACAGAGUCAGUCACCAACAGCGUGGCUGGUAUUCCGGAUUCUGCCUUCUUGUGAUCAUCGGGCACAUCAAGUCGUCACAUAAGGAUCUUCCCUUCAGUCCUGCCGAAGAGAGGUGGCGGUCACUCAUCGCACACGCAUGGUCCACAGUGCAAUAUAACAUGGAGGAUGACCUCGUCAUCGAUGGAAUAUCAGCCCUCGUGACAGCAACGAGGAUGAAUUUGAAAGCCUCGUAUAAUAGUGUUCCAAAGGGGUGGUUCGCAGAUUGCGCUGUAAAGGUGCACGAGGUUUGGGUCAAAUUGCAGGAGAAACAAGCGACCCUUGUGAAGGGUGGUGUAGCUCGUGCCAGAGUUGAUACCGCAAUACCCAAUGUGCAGGGUCUGCACGACGAGCUGACUCAUAUGGUCAAGAAACGGAACACAUCACAAGGACUUGGCUUCGGGAUCGUGAAA
Suillus fuscotomentosus is the source of this 746-nucleotide messenger RNA. RefSeq lists its product as uncharacterized. The record is from RefSeq and is a predicted model, not a curated record. The annotation marks the transcript as partial. NCBI's taxonomy places the organism in Eukaryota, Fungi, Basidiomycota, Agaricomycetes, Boletales, Suillaceae. The transcript is spliced from 2 exons.